Molecule: messenger RNA, 3487 nt
Organism: Xenopus laevis (African clawed frog)
Lineage: Eukaryota; Metazoa; Chordata; Amphibia; Anura; Pipidae
Gene: ocln.S
Product: occludin S homeolog
Exons: 9
Coding region: 343-1902 (519 amino acids)
Biological process (GO): bicellular tight junction assembly
Cellular component (GO): bicellular tight junction; cytoplasmic vesicle; membrane
Source: RefSeq, a predicted model, not a curated record
GGCAGAAACCUGUUUGUGUGUGAGGCCAGAAACCAGUUUCUUGUCCCUAGUGAGUUUCAGGUGCAACCUUCCCGCCACGCCUUGAUCCUUGAGGGAGUGGGGGAGGAUCGAAGGAGGGACUGAGAAGCGUAGGGGAAAAGUGAAGCACAACAAAAGCAACUUGCAGGGGUUGGAGAGCUAUAACGCUGUGCUGGGACUGGACAACUGAUUUGUUAUUGAACCAUUUGUUGGAGACAAAGCAGGUCCGGGGGUCGGAAGAUCCAAGGGGACUCUGUGGAGCGGCACAGGUGUUUGUACAGGUUUCUCUUUGUCGUGGCAAUCUAGGGAAACUCGUGCAACACCAUGUCAGCCAGGCCAUUUGAAAGUCCCCCUCCAUAUCACCCGGAUGAAUUCAGCAGACCAUCAAACUAUGCCCCAAGCAGGGACAUGUACAGUAGACCCUCAAAUUAUGCCCCAAGCAAAGAUGUGUAUGGUGGAGAGAUGCGCUCGCAGCCGGCCUACUCUUACUACCCGGAAGAAGAAAUACAGCAUUUUUACAGGUGGAGCUCCCCUCCUGGUAUAAUAAAGAUCAUGUCUAUUCUAAUCGUGGUCAUGUGUGUUGGUAUAUUUGCAUGUGUGGCUUCAACUCUACCCUGGGAUCUGGACAUCACUGGACAGUCUAUGGGUUAUGGCAUGGGGAGCGGCAGUUACAGUGGUGGCUACACUGGAUAUGGCUUUGGAGGCUCACAGAUGGGCUUGGGUUUUGCAUAUGGAGGAAAUUAUACUGACCCAAGAGCAGCAAAAGGCUUCAUCCUUGCUAUGGCUGCUUUUUGCUUUAUCAUUGGUUUGGUGAUAUUUGUAAUGCUUGUAACAAGGACUCCGACUUCCACCUCCAGAAAAUUCUACCUGAUUGUAAUCAUCGUCAGCGCAAUUAUAGGAGGCCUGGUCUUCAUCGCCACCAUUGUUUAUACCGUAGGAGUAAAUCCUGUAGCUCAGGCUUCUGGAUCGGCUUUCUACACCCAGAUUGUGUCCAUAUGCAACCAGUUCUAUUCCCCGGUACAAACUGGAGUGUUUGUUAAUCAAUAUCUUUAUCACUACUGUGUGGUAGAGCCCCAAGAGGCAAUUGCAAUAGUCCUUGGGUUCUUGAUUGUUGUAGCCUUUGCCAUUAUUAUCUUCUUUGCUGUAAAAACCCGGAAAAAGAUCAACCAAUAUGGCAAAACAAACAUCCUCUGGAAGAAAAACCACAUUUAUGAAGAUGGGGAUCCUCAAGUUGAACAAUGGGUUAAAAAUGUAGCUGAAAAUUCAGCACCUGCCUUGUCUGAUUACAAUGAAAAAGUCGAUGGUUCUGUAGCGGACUAUAGAAGUGCAAAUGGGGUUCAAGCCUACCCAUCACAGAACAACAUCUCUCAUCCGAUAGCAGAGGAGGAGUUGCCUUUGAAAGAAGACUAUGGAAUGUCCCCACGUCAUUACAGCAGUAGUUCUGAUGCCACAACCAAGAAAGCGCCUCCUAAGAAGCGGCCAGGAAAGCCCAGGAGGUCCGACCUUGAUACCAAUGAAGGAGGUUAUAAUACAGGAGGAGAGUCUGCCGACGAGUUGGAAGAUGAUAGCUGGGACAGCGAGUACCCACCCAUUACUUCAGACCAGCAGCGACAGGAGUACAAGCAAGAGUUUGCCAGUGAUCUGCAUGAAUACAAACGGCUGCAAGCAGAACUUGAUGAGCUUUCUAAAUCCCUGUCCCAGCUGGAUCGAGAACUGGAUGAUCAUCCGGAAGACAGUGAAGAGUAUAAGACUGUUGCAGAUAAAUACAACCGGCUUAAGGAAAUCAAAUCGUCUGCAGAUUACAGAAACAAGAAGAAACGAUGCAAAGAGCUGAAGACAAAACUGAACCACAUUAAACAAAUGGUCAGCAAUUAUGACAAAUAAGAGACUGCGACUUUUUAUCACCUGCUCAGACUGUUAUCAGCUGCAAGUUUAGCCGCUGCAUUGCAAUGGAUUCAUGGACCUUCCUGCUGUCGGGGGUUUCGGGGGCAAACUGAACUCAUAAAUAGAUUUAUACGUUAAAUGGUUAAAUCUAUGACUGAUCAGCUUCAUUUUCCUUUUUAGUAAUUGAGUAUCAUCCAGAGAGUACAUCAUAUAUUCAAAUCAUCUUUUUGUUUUUAUUGCAGGUAAAACAUGCACAACAUGCAACCACCUGAUGAAGGCGAAUGUGCCGAAACAUGUUGUGCAUGUUUUACCUGCAAUAAAAACGAAAAGAUGAUUUGAAUAUAUGACGUACUCUGUGGGUGAUACUUUAUUACUACUUUGAAUGUUGGCAUCCAGACACGGGGGCUGCUACCUGUUGAGGAGUACUGUGACACAGGUUUGGAAACUGACAAUCCAAAUGUAAUUUUUCUUUUUGCUUUGCGUGUAUUUUUGUAACAUGAAGAUCUUUCCUUUUCCAUUAUUCUAUGACAGAUCAGAAGGAUGCGUGGCAGUUUCCAGCAAAGCUGUUCAGCAGCAGUUUUAAUAAUAGGCUAUAAUAACGUCCUAACAAACAAGGACUUAUAUAUAUAUAUAUAUAAAUUUUUUUUUUUUUUUUUAAGUUAAGCAGAAUAUCUCUGAAUUUCUGCUGUAGUCGUUCAGCCCAUUUGAAUGACAGUAUAUGAGUAACUGGCUAUAGCUUUUCCACUUCUUUUGCAUAAAAUGUCCUGCAUGUGUGUUCCCUCACCUGCUGAGUUCCCAGAAACCUCUGUUAGCCAAAAGUUCUAUAACGAUUCAGAAAGCUGAAGUUGGAGGAAAGUAAACUGACUUCUUGAGGAAAACCAUGCAUGAUUAUAUCCUCACUUACUGCAGUUACAAGGCAACAGUCUCAUUAUAGGAAGACUUUCAGAUUCAUUUUAAAUGUGCUGUUUUCCACUGCUAACUAUGGACCUUCCAAAAUCUUGGUAAAGCUUAGCUUGCUUUCACUAGUUACAGAACAAAAGGAUGCUUAGAAUACCUAAUAUGAUUCAUGUGACUGCAAAACAAAUGUAUUAUAUGAGAACUGUGAUUAUAACCAGCCUCUGCCAAUUCAUCAGCCUUUAGCAUAAACCACUUUCGAUGUUACUUUGUGUGAAUGUGCCCAGAGCAGAGUUGUGUUCUUUUGUUACUUCAUUAUUAUGUGGUAGCCAUGAAGUGCCUUCUAUUUUAAUUCUCUGUACAAUUAGCAGUUUGAUAGAAUCUAACAUUUAUUCAGAUACACCAUUAGCUACAUUGUAAAAUGUAAAUGGCAAUAAGACAGUGUACAAAAUACUUUUUAUAAAAAUAGUUUCUCUGUUAUUGUUAAAUAUUUAGGGUAGGAUUUUGUAUAAUAAGGUGUGUGCAAUGCCUGCAAUGUAUUUACAAAGUGUAAUGAAUGUUUCAUCAAGUUGUUAAGAGAUGGCAAUUUUGUAUUUGUAUAACUCCCUUUUGGACAGGGGCAAUUUAACUUUUAUAAAUGAAUUGUUCUGUGUGUGUAUAUAGCUAUUACACAAUAAAAUUUUCAAGCUUU